AUGCACUUCUCACGAUCUGUGAUAGUCACUGGUGGAACGACGGGCAUUGGUUAUCAGGCCGCAUUGACUAUUGCCCGAGCUCAUCCGGACUAUCUUGUAAUCAUUUCAAGUCGCUCUGACAAAGAAGACGCCGCGACCACGAUCAACAGAACCUUGGGCCAGAGCAACACUGUUUACAAACGCCUUGACCUGUCAAAUUCGAAUGACGUACGACAAUACGCCAAGGAUUGGGCAUCUGGCGGCAACCCGCCGAUCCAAGCACUCGUCCUCAACGCUGGUCUUCAGUUCCCCAACGAACUCAAGAAGACCGACGAAGGCCUCGAGGCCACUUUCGCAAUAAACCAUGUAGGCCAUGCUUUGCUAUUCCAUCUGCUGGCGCCGCAACUGGCCGACCAAGGGCGCGUCGUGGUCACCUCCAGCGGCACACAUGACCCUGCGCAGAAGUCGGGCCUGCCCGAUGCUGUGUAUACCUCAGCUGAGGAGCUUGCACGCCCAUCGGCUGCAACGGCUGGGAACUCAGGCCUACAGCGUUACUCCAGCAGCAAGCUUGCGAAUGUCCUCUGGGCGUAUGCCCUGCACCGGCAUUUGCAGGAGAUUGUGCCGCAGAAGAGCCUGACCGUAAACGCAUUCGAUCCCGGUUUGGUGCCGGGAACCAUGCUUGGGCGUGAACACCCAAAGUUCCUCCUAUGGAUUUUCAACAAUUUGGCCGUGAGAGCGAUUCCGCUCCUGAGAUUUCUCCUCUCAACGCCAAAUGUCCAUCUUGCGAAAGAUUCAGGCAGACGACUGGCAAGGCUUGCCGUUGGCGCAGAUGUCAGUGGUGUCAGUGGAAGAUAUUUCGAGGGCGAAAAGGAGAUCAAAUCAAGUAAGGAUAGCUACGAUGAAGGCAAGCAGGAAGACCUAUGGAACUGGACCGUCAAGUACCUUGCCAACGGAAAUGCCACAGAGCUGGUUCGGUUUCAGCGUAUCAUUGCAUAG
Messenger RNA from Neoarthrinium moseri, 975 nucleotides. RefSeq lists its product as uncharacterized. The transcript has a single exon. NCBI's taxonomy places the organism in Eukaryota, Fungi, Ascomycota, Sordariomycetes, Amphisphaeriales, Apiosporaceae. Bases 1 to 975 code for a protein of 324 amino acids. The record is from RefSeq and is a predicted model, not a curated record.